AUGUUGGUUGCACACCUCGCGAACCUCGUCGUUGUUGUGUACAAGGAUGGGCUGAUGGUGAGGAUUGGCAACGAGGGUGCUCUUCAGACGGUCCUGCGCCUCUCUGAGCUGUGGUGGUGCAUCCUGCGGGACAUUUGGGCAUUCCUACAUGCGAUAGACAGCUCCAGAGAUAUCACAGUUGGAGAAUGGAACCAACGAGACACAGGCGAAAAGGCGGUCCCUUAUUCAUUCUCCUACCGCCAGGUGGUUGAGCCCAUGGAGAGGAGCCUCGAUCUCCUACAUAUAGUCGUUGCUGCAGCAAUCGUGAUGCUGCUCUUGAGAGUGGAAAAUGGCGAUACAGUAGCGACGGGCAGCGAGUACACAGGGAGGGGCAUCGACCAAAGCCACGCCUUGUCGGGAUACGGGGGGGCUAGAAACCAUGGCGAGCGUAGAGUAUUAGUGUGGACUACGCGAUACCCUGAAAUGUUCUCCACUCUGAUCAUUACAGACUGUGGGCGUAACGCGCAACGCGUUCCCCUAAUUGUGUCCCUGAAGGCCACCACGUCUUUCCCCGCCAGCUCCUUAGACUUCGACGAGAAUCCUCAUCCAGUUGGCGACUCGUGGGCAGCAAAAGACACAUCCGCGUUGCAAGGCGUACUGGAACUAUCUCUUAUAGAACGCAUCUCGGAAGGCCGAAUCGGUGUCACAUACUCCGCCCGCGUCGUCUCGGUCUCUUACGACCACUCCUCUGUCGUCAAACCUCUUCCAGAGACCGUCUGUCUCAAAUUUGCGAAGAAGCAGCACUCUCGCAGCCUUGCACGCGAGGCUUGGUCUUACGAACAGCUUGCAUGUUGCCAGGGAACCUCCAUUCCUCGCUGCUACGGGUUCUUCAGCUCGACUUGCGACGAACAGGACAACACUCCGGAUGACUUCUUCCCCUGGAGCGAGCACAAGCAUCCACACAAUCCCGAAACACAAGACUCCUGCUUGACCCCCGUGUCCAUCGAUUCACAAGAUUGGCUUCCAGACGACAUACCCCUAGAGCACUACUGGGAUCACCGCGGUUUCAAGCACAAUUCGCCGUGGAAUACAUGGAAUUUCUCAGAAGAGAAUCCGACUAUCUCUGUUCUUGUGCUAGAGAAGCUAGGCGAAUGCUGCAGCGAGCACUAA
Molecule: messenger RNA, 1149 nt
Organism: Cyclocybe aegerita
Lineage: Eukaryota; Fungi; Basidiomycota; Agaricomycetes; Agaricales; Hemipholiotaceae
Source: the annotation of a GenBank genome assembly